Mya arenaria is the source of this 1877-nucleotide messenger RNA. RefSeq lists its product as uncharacterized. The coding region runs from base 303 to 938 and encodes 211 amino acids. The record is from RefSeq and is a predicted model, not a curated record. The transcript has 2 exons. Lineage: Eukaryota; Metazoa; Mollusca; Bivalvia; Myida; Myidae.
UUGGUUAGUGGCAAGCACUGCGCUCGGCGUAGGAAUACUACUUGAAAUGACGUAGAGAGGUCUUCAAUAAUGAUGAGCAGUCCCCGGAUAAUGGAUAACAAUAAACUCGUACACGGUUUAUCUUGACGUUGGCUGGUUAAAGCUUCUAUUUCAAAUGGUUCUUCAUUUUUGUUUAUGAAAGUUUUAUAUAGAACUAUUUUAUUUUAUUUGUAAAAGACAAUUCAGCCAUAAAUACAUUGCUUUCCACACGGACUUACAGUACAAACAGCUUUGAUAAAGAAUUUUUCAACAUUUUAUUGUGGAUGUUUGAAAGAAUGCACACAGCAAUGGCACACCGGCUCAUGAUAAUGACUGUGAUGUUUCUCCUUCAAGUAAUCUCGCUCUCAACUGGGAAAUACAUGCUCAACGAAGACGGAAUCCCUGAUACGAUAUUAAGCUCCGAUGACGCCGACCCAUUUACGGACUUUACCGACAGUGAAUUUGGAUUUACGAACGGCAACACCAAAGGCCCGUCGUUUCAAUACGACAAAGACAUACAAGCACUUGUGGAUAUAAUCUAUAAGCAGGAAAUGAUAAAAUUACAAAACCAGAGAAAAAAGGAAGACUUUCACCCGGACCACAUUGACGCAAAAAGAGCAUGGCGUUUUCCACAAUAUGACUUUGGCAGAAUAUUUAGUAGUUCAUUCCUGAGAAAACCAGUCGUGUCGAAGGCUCCCACAUUUUCAAGACGUCGGACUCAACAGCUGUCGGUCUCCGGCCCUUUAUCGGCCCUGGCAAACAUGCUCGCCGCCGAGGGACGACGUCGUGUCCAGGCGCAAUCUUUUCACAACAGAAUGAGACUGCUAGACCUUGGGAAGCGGAGCAAGGAGACGGUGGAUUCGCCCGUUCAAGAUCAAGAUGUUAUGGACAGAGAUGACUUUGAAUUCUUUACACAAUAAUGAAAAUGUGCUCAUUUAUAAUUGUUAUAAAUAGCGUAUUUGCCAUUAUAGUGUGAACUAUAGAUGCUAGUUGAUAUUUAUUUAUAACAGGUAAAAUAAUUGUUCGAUGGAAACCGUGGAACUAAUGAAAGAUCGGACUUUAUUGUGAACUUCUAAAUUGAACUUCUAUUGAGGGUAAACACAUAUAUCAUUGUGUUAGUAUCACCUGUAGACUAGGCCCCAAUUUCUCGAAACAUAACAGGAUUUAGCUUAGCUCACUUUUUUUUGGUUUGUUAUGAUUGGUGUAUUGUUCACAUUCUUAAGAUAUUUUCCACGACUUCAAAAAGGAAACUAUAUUUAUGAUUAUCAUCACAAACAAAUAAAAUCAUUUAGUAAAAAUCAAGGAUAAUUCGAGAAAUUUAGGCCGGUAGUGUAUUAAGAAUCAAACAUAAAACUCAGCUUAUCUAUUGUUUAGAUGUUUCACUGAUUUAAUGUUUGAUUUUAUAUACGUAUAUCACAUUGGCGUAUGUAACAAAGAGCGGAAAACAAACUAAAGACACUCAAAGCCACAAUGUGAUCAGUAACAUCUGACAUGAUUUUCUCCUCUUAUUUCUUUGGUUUACAUAAGCUUUUAUAUUUUUUCUGUUAUUUUUUCACCCAGUUCAAUCUUAAUCUAUAAAAAAAUCACGUCCUUGUGUUUUGCCUAAGCGGAGCGGGAACACAAUUUUAAUUAAUGAUUAUAAUGAAACAGCAAUGGUUCUUUUGCCGCCUUACAAACGGGCAGAAAAAAUAUCAGGUUGACUCAAAAAUGAACACUAUUUAUAAACCUGCUUUAUGGUGAAUAUGAAGUUGCUCCUUAAAAAUAAGAUAGAUAUUCCAUCUGGUGAUGAUUAUUGUAUUGGUCGAAGGCUUGUUCAAGCAGGACCUGUUUUCCAUCGUGUAAAUGUGAUGGACUUUCAA